This is a messenger RNA of Camelina sativa (false flax), 1480 nucleotides long. Its product is annotated as mitogen-activated protein kinase kinase kinase 20-like. The record is from RefSeq and is a predicted model, not a curated record. Gene Ontology annotation, biological process: protein phosphorylation; signal transduction. Gene Ontology annotation, molecular function: protein kinase activity; ATP binding. NCBI's taxonomy places the organism in Eukaryota, Viridiplantae, Streptophyta, Magnoliopsida, Brassicales, Brassicaceae.
GGAAAGAAUAAGAGAAAUACAGAGAGGGAAAAAAACAAAACAGAGGUCUAGCCGUCUAGGGUAAGAAAGAUGUCGAAUUCAACAUCUUCUGAUCGAUUAGGUCAGUGGGACGAAGACUCGAACCGUCCCCACAAGAAGCGGAAGUAUUCACAAACCAGAUCAGAGACGAACGUGAUAGAGGAUGAUGCAGAUUCGUCGAGAAAGAGGAACCGUUCAAUCCUAAGAAAGCCAGAAAGCGAUUCGUGGGUGGUGGCUCGUUGUCUCGGAAGCGACUCAAACGCCUCUGUUUACUUAGCCUUAAGAACGACCGAAGACGGCGAAGACGAUCUUCCUUCCAGGAUGGCCAUAAAGUCUAACGAGAUCUCAGAAUCAGCAUAUCUCAUGAUUGAGGAGAAGUUCUUAACCCGUCUCAAAGGCCAAUACAUCGUGUCUUGCUACGGCCACGAGAUAACAGAGGAGAAGAACGAGAAGAAGAAGUACUUCAACACCAUACUCGAGUACUGUCCUGGCCAAACCCUAGAGAAGCAAAUCAAAAGCCACAGAGAAGGGUUACCAAUUGAUGAUGUGAAGAGAUUCGCUAGCGAUAUCUUGCGUGGUCUCAAGUGUAUACACGGAGAAGAGAUCAUUCACCGCGACAUCAAACCAAAGAACAUCUUACUCAAGCCUCUGAACAGCCUAUUUGCCAAGUAUGGGUAUAACAAUGCUAAGAUCUCUGGUUUGGGAAACGCGUUGGAGAAAAAGCGGAUUGAUGAUGGUGAAAACUGGAAUCACACGAGUGGUACCGCAAGGUUUAUGUCACCGGAGCUUAUAGGGGACAAGGUUUUGGACUAUGGUGCGGAUGUGUGGGCUUUUGGUUGUACUGUGCUUGAGAUGUUGACUGGACAACGGGUUUGGGGAGAGUAUGAUGAUCUUGAUUGGCAAAGUUGGGUUACUGUCAUUGCUAAAAGUGGUCUAGCUCCCAAUAUCCCUGAUUACUUGUCUGAAGAGGCUAAGGACUUUCUUACAAAGUGUUUGGAGAGAGACCCUGCUAAAAGGUGGUCUGUUGAUAGUUUGAUCAAUCAUGAGUUCUUGUAUGAUGAAGUAGAAGCAGAGAUAGAAGCAGAUGAAGCAAAUCUACAUGCUGUAGCGGCGUUUCAACAAGAAGAAGAGGAAGAAGAAGAAGUAGAAGAGGAAGUAGUAGAAGAAGAAGAAGAAAUAGGAGGAGGACGAGAAGAAGCAAUUGAAAUAGAUGAAGAAUACCCUAACGACGAUUCGGAAGAAGAAGAUUCGGAAGAAGAAGAUCCGGAAGAAGAAGAUUCGGAAGAAGAAGAUCCGGAAGAAGAUCCGGAAGAAGAAGAUGAAUUUGAGAUUUUUAUGUGACAAUCUACACUUCUUUGGAAUCUUUAUUUCAUUAUUGGUUUGAUAAAUCUGCAAAAUUAGGAUGUUUAUUUUAAAGACAAAAUAUGUUUCUGUUGCUCUGUAUUUUUAUUGAUUGUUUCAA